Molecule: messenger RNA, 2802 nt
Organism: Ruditapes philippinarum (Manila clam)
Lineage: Eukaryota; Metazoa; Mollusca; Bivalvia; Venerida; Veneridae
Exons: 2
Coding region: 1746-2777 (343 amino acids)
Source: RefSeq, a predicted model, not a curated record
CCUCAGUCUGUUAUAUUUUGCCUGUUUAUUUGACUUUUUACUUUAUUUUGCAGUUCAUAGAUGGUAAUGUUGUGUGGUUAGUUAGUGAAACAAUAUACUUUACAUUGCUCUAUUUGGACGAUUUACAGAGUUAUUCAUUACCAUUUGGAAGAAUGCCUAAGCGUAAACCCCCACCGCCACCUCCUUAAAGCGUAAGGCAGAUCCCCCACAAGCAAAUGAACCAAAGAAUAAGCAAAGCCGGAUGGCGGUAUUACUAGCAACAGCUAUCACCAAAGACGACACACUCAUGAAUGAGCUAAAAGAAUUGAUCAACGACGAGCCACAAAUAGAAGUGAAUGAAGAUGGUACACUUACCUCACAAAAUGAUCUUGUACCAUCAUCCUCAGAUUCUGAGGAUGAUGAAGUCCCUAAAUUAACAGGCUCCGAUCCAGAUUUGGCCUCUGACUCUGAGUCUGAUGACAGUUCUAAUGACCAUCCUGCUAACAAAAUGGAGCCUGUUGAUUUGGGGACUUUCUCAGCCAUUCAUCCACCAGUAAGCAAAAAAAAUAAGGAAAAGAUCUGGAAUAUGCAGUAUGUAGAUUUGGCCUCCCUCUAUUUUAAUAAAGACUCGUCCGAGACAAAAACCAUCUCUAAAAAUAAUUCCGGCACAGUCACAUCUAUUCAUAAAGCUGCCCCAAAACAAAUCUCGACAAUAAUGGUAUGGUGCCGAGCAUUUCAAAUAUAUGCCGACAUCUAUUGUAUGAAGUAUCCUUUAGAAUCGCCCCAAAUCUUCAGAUAUAUGUCCAUUGUCCAGAACCUUGCCAAUCAUACCAACUUUUGGCAGCUCUAUGAUGAAAAAUUUCGUCAAUGCCGGGCUAUUGAGUCCAUCCCAUGGGGUAAGAUCCAUAUUGAAACCUACCUAUUCUGUAGUAUUACACAGUCUAAACAGAAUUGUCGUCCCCAACAUGGUCAAAGAACAUCAGGCUCUAAUUCAAGAGUCCCCGCCAGCACUCUCUUUCGUAACGGAUACUGCUGGGAUUUCCAACGGUUUAAUUCCUGUGCUAAAUCAAAAUGCAGUGUGUUGCACAAAUGUGCCAACUGCGAAGAUAAGUCCCAUGGGGCAGGAAGAUGUCGUAGACCUGUUGCCCAGCGCCAACAACUGAACACACCAAAAAUGUCCAAGUACCCAUCAGACAAGAAAUCCUAAACUUCUACUACCAUCGCCUGUUUUGCCAGAACGCUUAGCCUGGUAUCUUAAUGGUUACAACAAAACAUUAAAAGAUAAACUUAUCAAAGGUUUCUCUACAGGUUUCCCACUGGGUUGUAUUGGCUCUAUACCUACUAGAAUUUCUCCAAAUCAUGCUUCCGUUACUAAACAUAUUGAUUUUGUCCGUACGAAAAUUACUGCAGAGAUUGCAAAAAAACGUAUUAAGGGACCUUUCUCUCUCCCUCCACUAGAUAAGUUUAUUUGUAGUCCCCUGGGGGUAGUCCCAAAAAAGUCACCUAAUAGUUUCCGCCUCAUACAUGACCUUUCUUUUCCUAACGGUCAUGGGUCAAUAAAUUCCCUAAUCCCUUCUGAAAAUUUAACAGUUACCUUAGAAACUUUUGACCAUGUUGCAGCCUUGGUGCUAGAAGCAGGCCGCAAUUCCCUCAUUGCUAAGGCUGACAUAGAGGAGGCUUUCCGUAUUAUCCCUAUCUCACCCGUUGAUUACUCUAAACUAGGUUUUACCUUCCAGGGAAAAUUUUAUUUUGAUACCGUUUUACCUAUGGGUGCCUCUUCUUCUGUUGCCAUUUUUGAAUUAUUUUCAACUAGUUUACAAUGGAUCCUCUGUAACAAACUUAAGGUCAGGUUUGUGUCUCACAUCAUUGAUGACUUUAUAUUUAUUGGAGCGCCUAGCAGUAAUGAAUGUCAGUCUGCCCUAGAUGCCUUUCUAUCUUUAGCAAAAGAUAUCAGCAUUCCUAUCAAACAUGAAAAGACAGUGCUUCCUUCCACUAAAAUUGAAGUUCAUGGUAUUCUCCUUGACACUUCAACUUUAAUUGCUAGCCUUCCACAUGACAAAAUUGUUUCUUUGCGUACUUUACUCAAGAAAUACCAAAAUAGACGAAAAAUCAGACUUAAAGAACUGCAACCCAUUCUAGGUCAUUUAAACUUUGCCUGCAAGGUUAUAAAACCGGGUAGGUGCUUCUUACGAAGAUUAUAUGACCUUACCUCCGGUAAAUACCUCAGUCACCAUUUCAUCAAACUGAACAGAGAUUGCAGAGCUGAUCUAAAAUUGUGGUCUACUUUCUUACAUAAAUAUAAUGGCUGCACACUUUUAACUACCGACCGUUUUAUUUCCUCAACCACUUUAAAUCUCUACUCAGAUGCUGCCAGCACAAAAGGUUUUGCUUGUAUGCACCAUAAUGCAUGGACUUAUGGAGCAUUUCCCUCUGAAGUAAAGAAACACCAUAUUAAUAUUCUUGAACUUUAUCCAAUAACUUUAGCUGUAUAUUUAUUUGGCCAUAAAUGGCGUAACAAGAACAUACGCUUCAUCUGUGAUAAUCUGGCUGUUGUAUACUGUCUCAACAAACAGUCUUCUAAGGAUGUGACUAUCAUGAAACUUAUUCGAAUAAUUGUCUUAAAAGCCUUAGAAUGCAACUUUUGUUUUAGGUCAUCGCACAUUUCAACAUCCAAGAAUAUUAUUUGUGACAAACUUUCCCGGUUUCAGGUAGACGAAGCUCUAGCUCUUGCUCCACACCUAGACAAAAUUCCGAUGGCCAUUCCAAGAGAAAUGUCUCCAAGACUCCUUUUGAAGUGAGAGAACAUUUAAUCUCUUCCUCAUU